AUGAGAUUCCUCAAAAACCCUAUACCGCGACUGCGAACCAAUCUUCAUCACAAUGUCCAAAUCUUCCGGUUACAGCCUCUUGCCGAGUUGUCCGGCUCGCUGGGGGAUCUUGGGACUUUGCUUCCACUCAUGACCGCGCUGGUGAUUACCAAGUCUAUUUCACUGCCGUCCACGCUGCUCUUCACGGGAGCGGCCAAUGUGUUUACCGGUAUCGCGUUUGGCCUUCCUUUGCCAGUUCAGCCCAUGAAAGCUAUCGCGGCGGUGGCAAUAGCCCGCGAGUUCACCAUGGAAGAGAAUGUUGCUGCUGGACUGGUUGUGGCGGGGAUUGUAGGCGUGUUGAGUAUCACCGGCUUGAUCAAUUGGACUGAUCGCAUAACGCCUGUUCCCGUAGUAAAAGGUAUACAGGUCGGUGCAGGACUGUCCUUGUGUCUCAGCGCGGGCUCGAGCAUGCUUAUGCCAUUGACCUGGACAGGCCCCUGGUGGGGCGACAACUUCAUGUGGCUUGUUGCUGCCGUGGUUCUACUACUACUCACAUUCCUAUAUCCUCGAGUCCCAUAUGCCCUGCUCGUCUUCUCAAUAGGCAUCCUGCUUUCCCUGCUCGCCCCACGAGACGACAAUGUCACUCUACCCAGCCCCUCACCCUCGGACCCUACCAUCCCAACCCUCAUCCCUUCUCUACACGACUUCUGGAUCUCAACAACCACCGCCUCCCUCGGCCAAGUCCCCCUCACUCUCCUCAACUCAGUCAUCGCCGCCUCCGCACUCUCCUCAGAUCUACUCCCCUCACCCCCUUACCCCACCGCCCCAACCGUAACCCAACUCGGCCUCUCAGUCACCACCAUCAAUCUCCUCGGCUGCUGGUUUGGCGCCAUGCCCUCCUGCCACGGCUCCGGCGGUCUAGCAGGCCAAUUCCGCUUCGGCGCCCGCAGCGGCUCCAGCAUCAUCUUCCUCGGCUCCAUCAAAUUCGCUCUCGGCAUCCUCGCCUUUUGGCACUCCGCCACCAUAAUCGAUGUCCUGCACCACAUGCCCCGCUCCCUCCUCGGCAUCCUCGUCAUCGCCGCCGGUGUCGAGCUCGCCAAGGUCGGGGAGAGCGUCAAUACAGAUGCCCGGGAUCUCCGCGUCCUCGAGAGCGGCAAUGGCAGUGGCAGUGACAGCGGCAGUGGUGAAUGCGGUGGGGUUUGGGAUGGGAAACAGGUCAAGCAGCUGGAUGAGCGGAUGAGGAAGGAGCGCUGGAUGGUCAUGCUGGUUACGAUCGUAGCAUUAUUAACGUUUCGCAACGAUGCGGUCGGGUUUGUGGCGGGCUUGGUUUGGCAUUGGGCGUUUGAAGGGGUGAGGAGGGUGGAGGCGUGGAGGGAGAGGAGGGACGGCAGGCCGUUUUGGAGGCGGGUGGAGCAUAGUGGAAGGGAGAGUAUGAGGUUGUUGGCGCAUGAGGAGAGUGAUACGUUGGCUUGA
Plenodomus lingam JN3 is the source of this 1452-nucleotide messenger RNA. Lineage: Eukaryota; Fungi; Ascomycota; Dothideomycetes; Pleosporales; Leptosphaeriaceae. The record is from RefSeq and is a predicted model, not a curated record.